Molecule: messenger RNA, 3605 nt
Organism: Scatophagus argus
Lineage: Eukaryota; Metazoa; Chordata; Actinopteri; Scatophagidae
Gene: ace2
Product: angiotensin I converting enzyme 2
Exons: 20
Coding region: 503-2701 (732 amino acids)
Biological process (GO): proteolysis
Cellular component (GO): plasma membrane
Molecular function (GO): metallopeptidase activity; peptidyl-dipeptidase activity
Source: RefSeq, a predicted model, not a curated record
CUGACUGGGAAUGAACUAGAGAGCAACGAGCACUUGCUUCCCUGUCAAACCCAACUCCUGCAAUAACAACGCAGAAGACAUGAGCCAUGUGAAAAGUGAAACAUGUAUCUAUGCCCAUGUCCAGGAGGAGAUGGCAUGCGAAUCGGCGUUUGUCUUCUGGUCUGAUGGUGGGAGGUUUUCCUUGGACCAGUUCGCCUGUUUACCCUGGCUCGAGGGUGCGCUGGGCGCUGAGGACUUGGCUCUGUGGCCUCCCACGACCUCACCACCUUCGCCUUCCCCUGUCGAGGUAGCCUGAAAGAAGCAGACGGAUGGCAAGAACAUUAUAUAUGUGUCAGAUGUGGAGAACCAGGCAAGGGAGUUCCUGCAGAGGUUUGACGAGGAGGCCACUCAGCGUAUAUACCAGUACUCGUUGGCAUCAUGGGCCUACAACACCAACAUCACAAAGGAGAACUCAGACAAACUGUCAGAGGAGGGGCAACUUUGGAGCAAUUUCUACACCCAGAUGUCAGAAUUGUCCCAGGAAUAUCCCAUUGACCAGAUUAAGGAUCCUGAAAUCAAAUUACAACUCAUCUCCCUACAAGACAAAGGUUCUGGUGCCCUGUCCCAGGAAAAAGCUGCACACCUGAGUAAGGUCAUGAGUGAGAUGAACACAAUCUACAGUACAGCGACAGUGUGUCUCAUGGAUGAUCCCCUCACCUGCCAGACUUUGGAGCCAGGCCUGGAACAUGUGAUGGCGAACAGCCGAAAUUACGCCGAGCGCCUGCAUGUGUGGGAGGGCUGGAGGAGGGAGGUGGGGAAGAGGAUGAGGUCUCUGUACGAGGACUAUGUGGAUCUGAAGAAUGAAGCUUCCAAACUUAACGGUUUUGAAGACUAUGGAGCUUACUGGAGAUAUAACUAUGAGACCAUUGAGGACGACCCUCAGUUCAAGUACACCAGAAACCAACUGAUGGAAGACGUCCGUUCUAUAUACAAACAAAUCCUGCCAUUGUACAAGGAGCUGCAUGCCUACGUGAGAGCCAGGCUUAUGGAGGUCUACCCGGGACACAUUGAUCCAGAAGGACCACUGCCAGCCCACCUGCUGGGUGACAUGUGGGGAAGAUUCUGGACCAACCUGUACUCUCUGUCAGUCCCCUACCCUGAAAAAACAGAUAUUGAUGUCAGCAAAACUAUGGUGGAGAAGGGCUGGAGCGAGAUUCAGCUUUUCAAGGAAGCAGAGAAAUUCUUCAUGUCUGUAGAUCUUUACGAGAUGUUCCCAAACUUCUGGAGCAACUCCAUGCUGGUGAAGCCUGACGAUGGACGCAAAGUGGUCUGUCACCCCACAGCCUGGGACAUGGGAAACAGAGAGGACUUCAGGAUCAAAAUGUGCACAGAGGUCAACAUGGAUGACUUUCUCACAGUGCACCACGAGAUGGGUCACAACCAGUACCAGAUGGCUUACCGUAACCUGUCCUACCUCCUGAGGGACGGAGCCAACGAGGGUUUCCACGAGGCUGUCGGAGAAAUCAUGUCCCUCUCUGCUGCGACUCCCAAACACCUGCAGAGCCUGGGUCUCCUGCCUGCUGACUUCAUUUAUGAUAAUGAAACAGAGAUCAACUUCCUCCUGAAACAGGCGCUCACCAUUGUGGCCACACUGCCGUUCACCUACAUGCUGGAGGAAUGGAGAUGGCAGGCGUUUGCAGGGAACAUCACCAAAGAUGAAUGGAUGAAGCGCUGGUGGGAGAUGAAGAGGGAGCUGGUUGGGGUGGUGGAGCCAGUGCCAAGAGAUGAGACCUACUGUGACCCUCCUGCUCUGUUCCAUGUGUCUGGAGACUAUUCUUUCAUCAGGUACUUCACAAGAACCAUCUACCAGUUUCAGUUCCAAAAGGCCCUCUGCGAUGCCGCUGGUCAUACAGGUCCCUUGUCAUCAUGUGACAUUACUGGUUCUACAGCAGCAGGAACUAAACUGAGGAACAUGUUAGAACUGGGAAGGUCAAAGUCCUGGACCCAGGCUUUGCAUACAAUAUCUGGUGAUGUUAGGAUGGAUGCCAGACCCCUGCUGGAGUAUUUCCAAAAACUUCAUGACUGGCUGAAGACAGAGAACCAGAAACACAGCAGGCUUGUAGGCUGGAAGACAAAAAUAGAUCCAUAUUCAAUGUAUGCCGUUACAGUGAGGAUUAGUUUGAAGGCUGCUAUGGGUGAUAAUGCUUACACUUGGAACGACAAUGAGCUGUACCUCUUCAAGGCCAACAUUGCGUACGCUUUGAGGCAGUACUACUACCAAAAUAAUGGGACCGUGCCCCUCUUCACAUCAAAGGACGUCCUCACGUCUCCGGUGACUGAGAGGAUCUCCUUUAGCUUUGUGGUCACUAACCCAACAACUCCUUCCAUAAAUAUUCCAAAGGAGGAUGUAGAGGCUGCCAUACGGUUAUGCCGAGGCCGAAUCAACGAUGCCUUCCAACUGGAUGACGAGACGCUGGAGUUCGUGGGGAUCCCACCAACUCUGGCCCCUCCCGUGAAGCAGCCCGUGGUGGUGUGGUUGGUGGUAUAUGGGGUGGUCAUGGGAAUUGUGGUGUUAGCAGGCAUCUACCUCGUCAUCGUUGGCGUCAAAGAGCGCAAAAAGAAAUCUGCAGGAGCAGGUGCAGAGAAUCCCUACGAUGAAGACCGUAACGGACAAACUAACAAAGCCUUUGAGGACAGUGACGGUGAACAAACUGGAUUUUGAGUCCACUGCUGUCACUGAAGCAGUGCCUUCGCCAGUGCUGCAUGCAUCAAACAUUGACAACUGCUAAAUGUGUAUAUUUGUGAAAGUGUUGUCAAAGAUUUUUGUCCAUACAGUUGUAUAGUCAGUACAAAUAGUAAAAAUAUAUUUAAUUGUACCUAAUUGUAGUAUACUAAGUAUACUUCCUUGUGAAUGUACAAAAAGUGUGCUAUUUUGAUACUUAAUGUACUAUCAAUACAUAAGUAUUACAAUUUGACAUAUAGUUAACCUGAGUGUUACUUUGAUGCAUCAUUAACUUGUAUGUAUGUGUAUUUAAGUAUACUUUUUUUGUAAAAAUUAUGUAGUCUGUGUAUAGUUAAAUGAAAUUUACUUAAUUAAUUUAAUUUACAAAUGUUAAUCUACAUUAAAUGAACUUCAAACAUUAUUUUUUUCCUACAAGACACCACAGUCAGGUGCACUUAUAUGUAGUAAAUUUUCAGUACUUGUACUACUUAUAUAUGGUUCAUGCACUCAGUACAAAAUUAGUAUAAGCACAUACAGAAAUCAUAGAACACUGUAGAGUACAAUCAUAACCCGUUUUUACAUACAUACAGACUAUUUUAAUAACACCUUAAAAUGUUAUUUAAUUGUUAAAGUUUCAAACUUCAUUUAGGCUCUCUCAAGAGGUACAGUGUUUUUCCAGGAUCACCUCCAGUCAUACAGUUCAAAUUCAGUUGAGUUCAUCCAAAGAACUGUAUUUGUCUGUAUGACAUUUUAAUAUUUAAUACUGUAAAAGGCUUUGAUGCUCAGACAUUUUUUUUAAUGCUACUUAAUACUUUUACUGGUUUUAAAAUAUCAGAAAUGUUGUUUAAUGUUGUCAGUGCAUAUCUGGUAGAUAGGUGCAUAAGAAGAUUAAAUAAUGAAAAGA